GGUCCGCCUCGUCAAGUUUCGAGUUUCUAGUUUCUACGUCACUAAUUUGACAUUUCUGAUUCUGGAUUUUGAUUUGUGAAAUCUGAACAAAUUCCCUGUAAAAUAAUAAAAUACAUGUAACAAGUUUCUAAAGCAUUAUAAAAUGUCCAGUGUAUCGAAGAGAAGAAAAGAAGGCACAAGAGCCAAGAUCAAGAGUAUGGGUGAUCACAGGGAAUUCUUAAAGAGAAUAUCGAAAACUUUAUAUUAUGGACAAUUGCCGACUCUGCCCUGCUUGAGCCUGCCAGUUACUGAGAUAUCAUGUGAGGUGUGGUCGAUGGCGCAGCGCGGGCGUUCGGUGCGGCGUCUUCACGCGGACCGCGCGGCCGCCAUCGCGCGUUCGGCCUGCGUGUCGCCGUGCGCGCUCGUGCUCGCCAUCCUCUAUCUCGAGCGGCUGAAACGCUGCAACCCCAACUACCUCGCCGCUACACCCCCUGCUGAUCUCUUCCUUGUCUCAUUGAUGGUAAGCAAUAAGUUUCUCCAAGACGAUGGUGAGGAAGAUGAAGUUAUAUGUUCGGAGUGGGCGGCUUCGGGCGGCCUGGACCUGCAGCAGCUGAAGAAACUUGAAGCAGAAUUCCUGAACGCUAUUGAUUGGAAUGUGUAUAUCAGUGAAAAGUCAUUCGAAUCGGGCCUCUCGUGGCUGGAGCGGCAGGUGGCUAUGAAGCAGGGGCACCUGCGCGGCUACUUCACGUACUCGGACCUGGUGGCCAGCUACGACCCCGCGCUGCUCCGCGAGCUGCUCCGCUCGGUGUCGGCGGCGUGCUUCGCGCUCACGCUGAGCUACGUCACCAGCUUCAUGACGCUCGUCACGUCCACGCUGGUGGUGUCGCACGCCUGGCUGCCCGCGCUGCAGUACAUCGCCGCCCGCGCUGCGCUCUCCACCGCCCUCGACACCAGCAUACGCACUCAGCCGCAACUCCUCACCAACACGACCAUCGAUCUCAACGCAGACUUCAUCCCCGAAGACUCCAUCAAUAUAGACGCCUUGAAGUGCUGCGAGAAAUGGCAGAAAUAUCAAGACAACUUGCAAGAUAAGAAAACUUGGUACAACGGCGCCCGAGCGGAUGAUUUGAAACUGUUCGAGUCCUGGUGGUCGAAGACAUCCGUUCUGAAUUGGUUGUAUCAGAGUUCACUAAUCAAUCCGAUGCAGAGAUGGUUGGAAAAGAUCAAUGAAUAUACAGACUUUAUAAAGAAUAGACUUGAAAGCGAUAAAACGAAUGACCGUUGCAAUGGUUUUAUGCGGAUGACGGACAGACAGCAUUGCAUUCAACAGAGGCUCAAUUUUAGUAAAUUAAGUAUAUUCGCCGCUUCCGUGUCGGAUCGGUAAAUAUUGUGUCGUAGUUGAUGCUCAAAGUAUCUUCUCUAUUUUAUCUUGCAGUGAAAAAUUAAAAAAAAAUCGGAUAAAUGUUUCUACUAAAGUUUUAUAAAUAACGACGUGUAACAAAAUUCUUAUUAAAAAUAUUUUGUCAUAACCUUGAAAAGAAGUUGUAUACCAGAACAAUUAAAUAGAACACUGUCCUAAUUUUAUUAGUGACUUCGAUCUUUGUAAUGGAAUGAAUAAUAGCGCUAACUUUUCUAUGUAUUAUAUUUUUACAUCAUCAUAAUAUUAUGUUUUCAUAUAAUAAAUUUUAAAACCCUA
This is a messenger RNA of Colias croceus (clouded yellow), 1675 nucleotides long. RefSeq names its product protein CNPPD1. The record is from RefSeq and is a predicted model, not a curated record. The transcript has 5 exons. Bases 143 to 1363 code for a protein of 406 amino acids. Lineage: Eukaryota; Metazoa; Arthropoda; Insecta; Lepidoptera; Pieridae. Gene Ontology annotation, molecular function: protein kinase binding; cyclin-dependent protein serine/threonine kinase regulator activity. Gene Ontology annotation, cellular component: cyclin-dependent protein kinase holoenzyme complex; nucleus. Gene Ontology annotation, biological process: regulation of cyclin-dependent protein serine/threonine kinase activity.